Messenger RNA from Cynocephalus volans (Philippine flying lemur), 4338 nucleotides. It is a transcript of the gene SUDS3, whose product is annotated as SDS3 homolog, SIN3A corepressor complex component. The record is from RefSeq and is a predicted model, not a curated record. Lineage: Eukaryota; Metazoa; Chordata; Mammalia; Dermoptera; Cynocephalidae. Gene Ontology annotation, molecular function: histone deacetylase binding. Gene Ontology annotation, biological process: negative regulation of transcription by RNA polymerase II. Bases 154 to 1140 code for a protein of 328 amino acids. The transcript has 12 exons. Gene Ontology annotation, cellular component: Sin3-type complex.
GCGGGGGGCGGAGCUCGGCGGAGACGGGAAAGGGGUCGCCUCUCCGGCUCCUCAAGUUGGGGGCGCGCUCAGGCGUUGCUAAGCGGACCUCGAGUCUCCAGGGCGGGUGGCCGCGGUCUCCGGGGGACACGGUCGGCUGCGGUCAGAGGCAACAUGAGUGCCGCGGGACUGCUGGCUCCGGCUCCGGCGCCUGCUGGAGCGCCGCCGGCCCCGGAGUACUACCCUGAGGAGGACGAAGAGCUGGAGAGCGCCGAUGACGACGAGCGCAGCUGUCGGGGCCGGGAGUCGGACGAAGAUACGGAGGAUGCCAGUGAAACUGACCUGGCAAAGCAUGAUGAAGAAGACUAUGUGGAAAUGAAGGAACAGAUGUAUCAGGACAAACUGGCUUCUCUCAAGAGGCAGUUGCAACAACUACAGGAAGGUACAUUACAAGAAUAUCAGAAGAGAAUGAAAAAACUAGAUCAGCAGUACAAAGAGAGGAUACGAAAUGCAGAACUCUUCCUCCAGCUGGAAACUGAACAAGUAGAAAGAAAUUACAUUAAAGAAAAGAAGGCAGCAGUGAAAGAAUUUGAAGACAAGAAGGUUGAGCUGAAAGAGAACCUGAUUGCUGAGCUGGAAGAAAAGAAGAAAAUGAUUGAAAAUGAAAAGUUAACAAUGGAACUGACUGGAGAUUCUAUGGAAGUGAAACCCAUCAUGACCAGAAAGUUGCGAAGGCGACCAAAUGAUCCUGUCCCCAUCCCAGACAAGAGGAGGAAACCUGCUCCUGCCCAGCUAAACUAUUUGUUAACAGAUGAACAGAUCAUGGAGGAUCUGAGAACGUUAAAUAAGCUUAAGUCACCCAAGAGACCAGCAUCCCCAUCCUCUCCUGAACACUUGCCUGCCACACCUGCAGAGUCUCCAUCCCAGAGAUUUGAAGCACGGAUAGAAGAUGGCAAACUGUACUAUGAUAAAAGAUGGUACCACAAGAGCCAAGCCAUCUAUUUGGAGUCAAAGGAUAACCAGAAGCUAAGCUGUGUGAUCAGCUCUGUUGGAGCCAAUGAGAUCUGGGUUCGGAAGACAAGUGACAGCACUAAGAUGAGGAUCUACUUGGGCCAGCUUCAGCGUGGGCUCUUUGUGAUCCGCCGGCGGUCAGCGGCUUGACUAUCUACAGUGUUCUUCCCUUGAUCCUUUUUCUGGAGUGGUUUUUAUUUUUGUCUUGUUUCAUUUUCUUCUUAAUAGAAAAUUUUUAACUUACUGGGAAUAGCUGCUUGGCCUUGGAAAUGGACAACAGUGUUGUGGAUUCUGCAAGGCACUUCUGUGGCUGGCCACAUCCAUCCUUGUGUCACUCUUUCCUGCCUUGACCUCUUCCAGACGUCAGUCACCAUGGGACUUUUUUACUUUCAGUACAGUUGGGGGUUUGAUUUACUUUCCUUUUAUUUCUUUAUUUUUUCCUUAUACUUGGUCUUUUUUUAAACCUCCUUUAAGUUUGAAGGUACAGCUCUUUUUAUUUAUGUUUAGGUCUUUCUACCAUGAAGAAGAACAGGAAGGAAUAUAACUCUGCAGUGCAUUUUCAUGUUUUGAAUCUGAUUUUAGUGGAUCAUGUAGCCACUUUACUUGUCAAGCCCGAUUCACUGUUUCCCCAGAAGCUGGGGACAGAGGUCCUGGCAGAAGGAGAUUAAUUCUCUUGGCUUUCAGCUUUCUUGAAGAAAUAAAUGUCUUGUGUAACAUCUGGCACAUGCCAUCCAUUCCACUGGCUGAAUGACAGAAAAAUUUGCCUGGGAAACUGCACUGAAGUAAAUGGGUUUGUGGAGAGGGGUGGACUUUUCAUAUUCAUAAUGUGCUGAAGUUGCCAUAUUUAAAUGUUAGUUAAUGCAGGUCAUUUAUUCAAACACAUUUGUCCAGCUCAAGCUGGAACAAGAAGUGGUCAUUUCAGAAGUUUUCGUUUAUAAUUCCUUUCUCUCCCCUGUUCUUAAAUAGAUAGAAGUAGUACAUGCUGCAGCCUGAUUUGUCUGGGUAAUCUCUUGUAGGUGGGGAGUGAGUUUGAUUGUGCAGUAAUAAGUGAUCUAUAGACUCUCAAACAUAAAUCAAAUUUCACUCUUGUUGCUCUUGCCAUCAUUGCACAUGGGCCAUUCCAAACCUAUUAGAACCUUGGUGUCAGGCUCUGGGCACUCACAGCCUCUCAGGAGAUCUGGCCCAGGUUGAAGACAAAGAAAGCUCUGCUGUUGCUGCCACUAAACCCACACUCUUCCUGAUGAGUCCUGAUGAAACCUCCUUGCCUACAUGCAAUGCUCCUUGCCCUCAUUCCCAUGAUUGGAGAGAUGAUUCAUUGGGUGAUGGGGUUUACUAUACUCUAGUUGCCAUGUUGACAUGUUUAAAGAAUUUGGGGGUAGAGCAACUGUUAGCAUUUCUGUGGGCAACCAGUAGACCUUCACAUCCUAGAAAAUCUUCUAAGGAAUUCCCUUGGUCUCAAGUGAUUCUCUUCAUGUUGUCUCUUGAUGUACCUUCCCCAAAGCAAGUUGGCUGUGACGACAAAUAAAUCACCUCCUCCUAAAUUCUGCCUUCUAUAGAGACCAAACCUUACUGACUCAGAGUAGACACUUGUACAGAUAUAUUUUAUUUUAAUUUAUAAUUCAUUUUUUCUCAUUUUUUUUUUCUUCUGGUGUUGGAGAAAACAGGAUAAAUGAUGCUGUUUAUCAAAAGUUGCCUGGGCGCUCUGUGUUUCUUCUCUGCCCUCUAACACCCCAUUGUUAUGAUGUUUACUAUAAUGAACCAAGUCCACGGUAAACAGAGGCUUCACCUUUUCUUUGUUCUUGGUAGCUCUUGCUUGAAUUGUCACUGUGAUGUGUAUAACAUCGCAUGUCAGGUAGCCCUUGGUUAUCAUCUAGUGCCCUGUGAUGGAAACUUAUUUAGGUAUAUAUUUAAUACGUUUUGUCAUUGAAGGUUUUUUGUUUUUUUUAAAAAUUAUCUUUUUUGUCCUUAUAAACAGUAUACCAAAGUUUGUUUUUAUUAGAAAGGAUCAUACUGAUAACCACUGGAGCUGGUGCAUUGAAGCAGCAACACGUUGCCUUUUUUUCUUGCCUUUUCUGAUGGCACCUUUGUGCUUUUGUGAAGUAACUAUUUGAACACCAGGGUAUUGGCGCUUUUGCCUUCUCUCUCCUAUAACUUUUGAGGGUGUUUGAGGCUGUGCUUAGAUACGAUCUCAACACCCCCACUCCCUCCACUGCCUUCUCCUCCUCAGUGUCCUCAUCACCCCUAAUUAUGACCUAGUGAAAAUGUGGGCACAUGUGAAGUAGACUUGAGACACAGCAUAGUAAACUCUGUUCCUAAUCUCAGAUGGUUUAAUUUUUUAUUCAGUCACCCCAGAGGUGAAAAAUCAAGAGUUGAGCUAUUCUGACAGGCCUUGGUGACCAGGGGAAGUAGAAGCCCUUUUCUUAGUAGAUGGAGGCACUUCUGUGGUGGUCAGAAGCUUAACUAAGAGGGGAAAACAGACUUUGAGAUUCCCGAAAUAAGAGGAGGCUGGCUUUUAGCCUAGGUGGCCAUUCUUAUUCCGAAAGGUCUUUGUCUCUCAGUAGACCCCAGGGCAUCAGGUGAAUUCUUAAAUUCAAACUAUUUCCUGCAAGUGAUACUUUGAAAAAGGUUGGUCAAGAGAGCUCUGAUCAAGAACUUGUACUUGUGUUUUGUUAGAGGUGUCUGCCUCAAGUAUUUAUAUAUAGUGUUUGCUAUGGAUGUGUCCCAGUAUUUAUUUUACCUCUGCUUGAGGGUAUCUGAGUGCCCCCUCCUUCUUUUCCGAGUUAGUGUCCUCUUGAACAAUUUCCAGAUAGAUUUCUGUAGCCAUACCAAAGCCAGGAUAUUUUCAUUCAUUUGGAUACUGGUAUUUACAGAUCUCUAACUACCUAACUUAAUUUUUCUUUUUAAACUUCUAACUGGGGCCAGUGUAAGAUCCCCGAGGCUGAUCUGCAAAUCAAGCUACAUGAAUUUGUGUAUUGAGACCCUGUGUUCAGGAUUGGGUGGCUUUUCUAAGAGAAAUAUGUGGGAUGGGGCAGGGUUGAUUGCAUUUUUCUAACCUAACCUUUGGCUGGGGGCUGGGAUGGAUCCUAUUUUUUACAGUAUUUUUAGUUUAGUUUUUUUUUUUUUUUUUUAACAUUUCCUUUUAGCCUUGAAUUUUUACUGAAUAAUUUCCUUCUGGUUUGAAAAUUUUGUUUCUCAUCUGGGAAUUUGAAAUCUCAUUACUUAAUGUUACACCAAUUUUUUCAAAGAGUUCAAACCAUUUUAAUAACUGAACAUGAUAAAUUUGCAGCCAUUUCAAGCAGUUGGUGGUCUUUUUAUAUACAACAUCAUUAACUGGUACCUUUAAAUGUC